Molecule: messenger RNA, 1821 nt
Organism: Cannabis sativa
Lineage: Eukaryota; Viridiplantae; Streptophyta; Magnoliopsida; Rosales; Cannabaceae
Product: sugar transport protein 13-like
Exons: 3
Coding region: 147-1643 (498 amino acids)
Biological process (GO): monosaccharide transmembrane transport
Cellular component (GO): membrane
Molecular function (GO): monosaccharide transmembrane transporter activity
Source: RefSeq, a predicted model, not a curated record
UUACAUUUCUCCAAAGGUUCAGCUAAUUCAAUUAUAAAUACUUCUAUAUCAUCUCUUCUCCAACAUUACAUACUCCUCUCGUCCCUGCUUAAUAAUAUAUCAGAAAUCCAUUAUUAAUAUACACUUAUUAAUUAUAUAGACCAACAAUGGCAGUAGGGGGAUUAAGUACAGUUGGAGGAAUUGAAUAUGAAGCAAAAAUCACUCCAAUUGUUGUUAUUUCUUGUAUAAUGGCCGCCACCGGGGGUCUUAUGUUUGGUUAUGAUAUUGGAAUUUCAGGGGGUGUGACAUCUAUGCCGGAUUUCUUAAAGAAGUUUUUCCCAGUAGUGUAUAAAAGGACACAAGAGAAGGGACUAGAUAGCAAUUACUGUAAAUACGACAACGAAGGGCUUCAAAUGUUUACGUCGUCUUUAUACCUGGCUGCUUUGAUUGCCACCUUUGGUGCUUCUUACACAACCAGAAGCCUCGGAAGAAGGCUGACCAUGUUGAUUGCCGGCAUUUUCUUCAUAAUUGGCACCAUUCUUAAUGCUGCUGCUAUCAACUUCGUCAUGCUUGUUCUUGGAAGGCUCAUGCUUGGUUGUGGUGUUGGUUUUGCUAAUCAGGCUGUGCCAUUGUUUCUGUCUGAGAUUGCACCAACAAGGAUUCGUGGAGCCCUAAACAUCUUAUUCCAGCUUAAUGUAACAAUAGGGAUUCUAUUUGCAAACCUUAUAAAUUAUGGGACAGCGAGAAUCAAAGGAGGAUGGGGAUGGAGACUCUCAUUGGGGUUGGCAGGAAUUCCAGCAGUGAUGCUCACACUGGGGUCCUUAUUGGUAGUUGACACUCCCAACAGUUUGAUAGAACGAGGUCGUUUAGAGGAAGGGAAAGCUGUUCUUAGAAAAAUUAGAGGAACUAACAAUAUCGAACCUGAGUUUCUUGACAUCGUUGAGGCCAGUCGUACUGCUAAACUAGUCAAACACCCUUUUAGAAAUCUCCUUCAACGCUCUUCUCGUCCUCAACUAGUCAUCGCUGUCUGCUUACAGAUCUUUCAACAAUUCACUGGAAUUAACGCAAUCAUGUUCUAUGCCCCAGUCCUAUUCAACACACUAGGUUUCGGAGCCGACGCAUCACUCUACUCCGCCGUCAUAACAGGAGCUGUGAACGUUAUUUCCACCGUUGUAUCAAUCUAUUCUGUUGACAAAGUUGGCCGAAGAGCUCUGCUUCUAGAAGCCGGGGUCCAAAUGUUCCUGUCCCAAUCCGUGAUUGCAGUAAUCCUAGGCAUAAAGCUUCAGGAUCAUUCAGAUGACAUGAGCAAAGGGCUUGCCAUUGUUGUAGUGGUCAUGGUAUGCACCUUUGUCUCGGGUUUUGCUUGGUCAUGGGGUCCUCUAGGUUGGCUCAUCCCGAGUGAGAUUUUCCCAUUGGAGACAAGGUCUGCUGGGCAGAGUGUGACUGUGUUUGUUAACAUGCUUUUCACAUUCGUCAUAGCUCAAGCUUUCUUGUCCAUGCUUUGCCACUUUAAGUGGGGGAUCUUCGUCUUCUUUUCGGGUUGGGUUUUGGUGAUGUCUUGCUUUGUUGUAUUUUUGGUUCCUGAGACUAAGAAUGUUCCGAUUGAGGAGAUGACUGAGAUUGUUUGGAAGAAACAUUGGCUAUGGAAGAGGUUCAUGGUCUGAAUUCUUUAUUAUUCGAGGAUUAAUUUAGCUUGUUUUUCAACUUUUAAUUUCUAAUUUUAAAUUUUCUUAUGGAUUUUACAAGUUAUUGUUAUAGCAGUAUUUGUUUUUAUACUGUUCUUAAUUUGUAUCUCUUCAGAUUUUUAUUCGUAAUGAAUUAUUCCUUUUUUCGAUUCUAACA